UUGUCGUUUUCAGCCAUCAUGGCGAACCCUCGGAAGUUUAGCGAGAAAAUUGCGCUACAUACGCAAAAGCAGGCUGAAGAAACGGCUGCUUUUGAGGCCAUAAUGCGAGAAGUGUCUGGAGUAUCACGGGUAGCGUAUCAGAAACAUCAUUUACAAUUGUCACAGAAUCUUGGAGCGUACCGGGGAGGAUCAUUACCGAAUGUUAAUCAGAUUGGGACGAAUUCCAUUGAUUUACAGAAUGCUCUUCAUAACUUAGAAGAUAUGAAGCAAGGGCGACAGUCUCUUGUUGACAGAAUGCAUCGAGACAGAAAUCGUCAAGUGGCUCACAGACGGCCUUUUCCAUUCGACAAAAGGGUUGACUGUUCACCUUAUGGCUCGGCCUACUUGUCGCCCCCACCAGACAGCAGCUGGAGAAGAACCAGUUCAGACUCUGCUUUACACACAAGUGCCAUGGCAACAGUGACAGACAACACGCAUGGUCAGAACACCCCACCCACACAGAGACGAGUGAUGGAAGUGAUGGGGGAUAAUCACCUACAGGCUGAUGGAAUGCAGAGAGGUGUCUACUGGGAUCCAAAGAAACUUGCACAGUCAAGACCUAAGUCAUGUGAAGUCCCUAACAUCAACAUUUACCCUUCUCAAGAGCAGGAUUCAGGUGUUCAUAUUCCAAUAUCCAGUAACACAGGCUCUCUUCCUGACCUGACAAAUCUUCACUUCCCAUCACCCCUGGCCACACCGUUAGAUGUGGAGGACCAGAGCUAUUCCCAGGGUAGCCCUGCCAACCUGUCUCCCACGUCCGCCCACCAUAUGGGCAUGGGGGUGCCUCCAGGCUCCAACCAGCCCCAGCAGCAGAGCCCAGUGGCCCGGCGACGCCACCCCCAUGGAGGCCCCAGUCCACUGGUCCUCACUGGGGGAGCCAAUCAGAUGAGGCUGCCCCUCUCUCCACCGGAUGCCAAUGUAGACCCCAGCCAGCUUUUGUCGGACCCUCGAAUACGGCAGCAGUACAUGUUAUACCUUCAACAGCAGCAGAGGUUACAACAACAACAACGACAGCAACAACAACAACAGCAACAUCACCAUCCUCAUCAUUCUUCUUCACAUCAUCAGUCUAAUUCUUCAAAUUCACCCCCUUCCAUUCCUCAUCAUCAAGUUCCUCAAAUACAUAUAUCAUGUCCACAGACACAAGCAGAUACUCAGCCAUCUAUGACCCAAUACAGGAACAGUACGUCCGACACGACGUGCCAAUCACCAACGUCACCCCUCUCCCAACCUUCGUAUUCUCCUGCUCAGUCUCCAGGGUUACCACCCAGCACCGUUAACAACUCGCCGUUUGCCGAUGCCUACUAUUUACAGCAGCAGCAGCAGCAACAAACAAACUCCUUGCAGCAUCAGUUUGAACAAUUUAGCAUGCAGUUAUUUGAUACUUUCCAGUUACAAGACACUCAGCCCAUAUGUACGGCCUCCAAUCAGAUCAACAAGAGUAUGGCGAACAAUGGAGGCAUGUACAUAAGCGGCCAGCCCACGACAGCCAACAUCUCCCAGGUGGGCCUCAACCAGGUAGUAGGGGACUACGUGCAGCAACGCUACUACGACAACAACCAGCACUCGCCACAUCAGCAAACUCCCAACAGCACCAUUCUCAACUGUCUCCUUCACCAAAUACCAACAACAAAAUUCCAGAUAUCAUUUUUACUGGUGCUGAUGACCCAUUGGCUCGUCAAGAUUUUGCGAAAGAACUUGGGAAUGCAAUCACAGGCAUGUCAGACAGCUUUGAUACAGAUUUUUUCCCGUCAGACGAGGCACUGAAAGUGGGCCUGGACCCGCUUGAUUUAGAUGGACUCCAAAUGCUCACAGAUCCUAACAUGGUGGCUGACCCUGCCACGGAGGAUACUUUCCGAUUGGACAGGUUAUAGAGGUACCUAUGGUCGACCUAUCCCGGAGAACUAGAGGAGGAGGAAGAGCUCUAAGUCAUUGCGUAACUGUUUCUCUGCUGACGAUGCCCUACACCCUCUUGGAGUGGCCGUGUCAAAUGUGUACAAGGUUAUUGCUGACUGAAAGCCUGUUGUGAUUGUGAAUAGGCUCAGUUGUGCGUGCGAUUGUGGAUUUUCCAGCCUUUCAGGGGAUUUCCCUGACGUUGAGGGAAUUUCCUUGGCACUUUUUGAUUGCAGCAAGGCUACUACUGCUGUUCUUGUGGCUGUUACUGUCCCACUGGGUGACAUUGCCAGCUGUCAAAUCUGGUCAAAAAAAAAAAAAGAAGGUGGCUCCUGCAGCACCCCAGGACGGUGAAAUUACCAAGUAGUGCUGGGUUUGUGUUACGUGUCAGGAUUGGAGCAGCGCAGGAUCCUGCCUUCAUGGUGAAGGUUUACCUGAACACUGGGCCUCUCAAUGUUCAUUGCCAUUUGGCAUCACUAACUGACAUUCCAUCUUACUGACUGUUUUGCACACAAGGAUAUAUUUUGUCUGUAAUGUGCAAGUGUAAUAAACUUCACAUGGUUGGUGCAUUCUUCUUUACGAACUCUGUAAGCUGCUUAGAAAUUAUGAGGCCUAUGUAGCUAAGUCAGUCUUUUUAUUACUCUGGGUGGAAUCAUAAUGCGGUAAUUUGGUCUUACUCCCAGGUUGUUCCAGAAAAAAAAGGAUAUUAGCAUAUUUUUAAAUAUUUAACUUAGUCACACCAUUAUUUUUAAAGACUAUUGCUUGUACAAAAGAGAAGAGUUGUAGUUUGUAUAACAUAUUAUGGAGGCUUUCUAGAAGGCAAAGGGUAUAACCACUGCCAAGAUUUUAAUUUUAUUCCUAAAUUUAAGCUGUAUUUAAGAUCUGAAGUAUGAGUGGGCUUUAAUUUAUCUUUCUAUCCUAUUUUAGUGAUGCAGUUGAUUUGGCUGCGCUAUUUAUAUGCGCCUUAACAUAUUGCCGCUGUUCAUCACUUUCCACAGUUACAGCUUGGCUAACAGGUAUCACCCAAUAUAAUUGGUGUACAUGUGGAGGCCAGGUGUAUGACUAUUUUAAUUAAUUUCUUUCUUUUUUUCCUUCUCCUUUUGUUCCACAUUAUUCACAGCUAUUUCACUUUUUGGAAAGGUCUUGGUUUUAGUAACAGGUGAACAAAAGAGAAAAAUGCUAAAGAUAAUCAUGUGACAUUACAAGAUUAAGUUCUGCGCAUGUGUUUGUCAAGGGAGAUAACUAUGGAUUGAGAUAAUUUCGGUUGGAGCGGGGGGGGAGAGGGGGAAAGAUUCAUGUAACAUUAAAUCAUAGUCUGUUUCCACUUUUAUCAGAAGUGCUCUGUAUAUAUUGCAUUCUCAUUUGUACUGUGUCAGUGUGGUUUUUCACCAUUUGCUCUUCGUUUUCCAUGUAUUGCUUUCAAAUUCUACCACAGCGAUCAGGCAGCUAAUCUCAUGCCCCCUUCCCACUCAUCACUGCCCGGACAAAGGGACAGGCAGACAACGCAACGGUCUUCAUGCCCAUUACAUUCAUCAUCACAUUGUUUUUCACCUGUACAUGCUGUACUUUUGUAUUGUUAGUAUUAGGCUCAAUGAAAUACAAAACUCUGAAUUUUAAACUACAACAUGUGCCCAUUCUGAUGUGGUAUCUGUAUUACUACCAAGCACACAGAUUGGUUCUUUU
Messenger RNA from Liolophura sinensis, 3615 nucleotides. Its product is annotated as CREB-regulated transcription coactivator 1-like. Gene Ontology annotation, molecular function: cAMP response element binding protein binding. NCBI's taxonomy places the organism in Eukaryota, Metazoa, Mollusca, Polyplacophora, Chitonida, Chitonidae. The record is from RefSeq and is a predicted model, not a curated record. The transcript is spliced from 12 exons. Gene Ontology annotation, cellular component: nucleus; cytoplasm. The coding region runs from base 19 to 1806 and encodes 595 amino acids. Gene Ontology annotation, biological process: protein homotetramerization; positive regulation of transcription by RNA polymerase II.